GCUCAGUAGCUUUUCAACUGUCGAGAGAAUCGCGUCGCAUUUGCUCUUGAAUAAUUUUCUGCAUAAUUUUGACGCUAUUUUCUCAAGAAAUUGCCAUCAAGAAGUGCUCUAGUUAGUGCAGCAGCUGUCUACUAAUCCUGAAGUGAGGAAAUUUGAGAAAAUUUCCGCUCAAUUGCGUGGAAAAUCUCUGAUUCAUCGACAGUGACGUCACAGUGUUAUUUUUCUCAAUCCAAAAAUUCAUCGAUUUUCUGUGGGAAUUCGUGGCAGGAAGUUGAGGAGAAGUGUUGAAAAUCCUUCAGGAAGGACAAAUUGACAGAAUUACUGUGAAAGUGCCUGUUAAAAAAGGUUUUAUUUAGGGAAAAUAUGAUUGUUUUUACUCCUGUGCAAAUUAACAUAACCUCACAAUUGCUUCUGAGGAAUCAUCCGGAGAUUUUGGGCUUUUCCGGGCUGUAAAAGUGAAAUUGAAGUGUGUGAAAGACUAGAAAUUUUUCUCUAGACAUUGAGGAAGGUGGUGAUAUAAGUUUUUGGGUGAAGAAACUUGAGGAAAGGUGUUUCUGGAAGACUUUGAAGACUCUGUGUAAAGUGAUUUGAUUUAGAAAUAAAGCAGACAUGAAUGUCCGGGUUUUGACGCCGUCUGUGAUUAGACCACUCUCAAAAUUGCACUCUCCAGUGGGCAGACAAAUGCCCAAGAAGUGUCUCUUGGAGAGGAUUAAGAAGGACCUCUUUGGACCUGUCAAUCAGGAAGAUGCUAAACAUUUCAUCCAAAAAGAACUGACCAAGAGCCAGAAGGAAGCAUCUAAGCGCUGGGGAUUUGAUUUCUCGCGUGGUGAACCUCUCCGGGAUCACAGUCAGUUUGUCUGGAAGCGUGUUCCGCCAACUGUGAUGCCGGAGAUGUUCACCCUGAGUCGAGCAGCUCACUGUCGAGAGAUCCCCGGUGUAUCAUCCGGAGAUGCAUCAGAUUGCGAAGAUAUGAGUCCUGAGCAGGAUCUGAUGGACUCCAGAGCGCACAAUGAGCAUCGUCAGCAGGAGAUGACACCCGCCUGCUCGAGUUCCAGAUGUCUCAAGAAGGACAGAGCCACAAGGCAGCCCAAGAUAACAGAAUACCUCAAGGAACGCAAGAGAUUGGCACCAAGUCCGCUGAAGAAGAUGUCAGGUGCCUCUGAGGGAAGUUUUCCAGCCAAACGAGGGCGUUUCAAUCAGUUUUCACAGUGAAAAAGGGGUUUGAUCUAGAUAUCUUUUUGAUGAUACUAAGAAUAGCGCUUGCAGAUAUUAUUUUCGUUAAUUUAAAGAAAAUCACAGAUAAGAGAAUGAUGGUCUUGCUGCAAAUUGAUGAAGUUUCUUGGAAGUGGAAUGUGCAAUAAGGCAAGUGGAAUGAAAUUGUGAGGAAUUAUUUUAACGAAAAUGAUUAAAAGAAAAAUUAUACAUUAAGAAAAAAAAUAAAAAUAUAGGAAAUAAGAUGAGUGAAACACUCAGCAUAAUUAUCUUAAGGCUAAUUUUAAGACUUUAAUUUCGAUUUCGGUUUAUUUAUUUUGAAAGAUUUCUGAAGUAUUUUUCUGUGAAUUUUUCUCUGCAUUUUUCUAUAUUCGGGGGAAAUUCAAAGAAAAUUAUUCCGGAUGUCUCCAGUAAAAAAAAUGAAUUGAUGAAUUUCUUUAAAAAAAAAAUCAACAUUUUCAUGUGUUUUUUUGCGUCAACGCGUGCCAUUUAUGUAAAUAGAUGAUAAGAGAAUAAAAUGCUUUUCCUUUUUUCGGACUCAGCUUACAAACUCGACAAGGUAGAAUUUUAAGAACAGGAGAUUGUAUUUGUACAAAAGAAAUGCCACAAAUUCAAUAAAAUAAAUAUAUAGUAAGA
Molecule: messenger RNA, 1848 nt
Organism: Phlebotomus papatasi
Lineage: Eukaryota; Metazoa; Arthropoda; Insecta; Diptera; Psychodidae
Gene: dap
Product: cyclin-dependent kinase inhibitor 1
Exons: 4
Coding region: 610-1212 (200 amino acids)
Biological process (GO): regulation of cell cycle
Cellular component (GO): nucleus
Molecular function (GO): cyclin-dependent protein serine/threonine kinase inhibitor activity
Source: RefSeq, a predicted model, not a curated record